This is a messenger RNA of Gasterosteus aculeatus aculeatus (three-spined stickleback), 2382 nucleotides long. It is a transcript of the gene prkag1, whose product is annotated as protein kinase, AMP-activated, gamma 1 non-catalytic subunit. Lineage: Eukaryota; Metazoa; Chordata; Actinopteri; Perciformes; Gasterosteidae. Gene Ontology annotation, molecular function: AMP binding; protein kinase regulator activity; protein kinase binding. Gene Ontology annotation, biological process: protein phosphorylation; regulation of catalytic activity. Gene Ontology annotation, cellular component: nucleotide-activated protein kinase complex; nucleus; cytoplasm. The record is from RefSeq and is a predicted model, not a curated record.
AAACACAAAGAAGAAGAAGAAGAAGAGCGGCCGAUCAUUCAUCAGCUCAGUGGCUCUUUGCGAGAAGGAGCGGAAGAGCUGCGCGGUUUGGAUCCUACCUGCUGAGAAGGGACCGACCACAGGAAGGAGACUCGGCGAAUGAAAUAUGGAGUGUAUUCCAGUGGCUAUGGAUGAUCUCGAGGGCAAAAAGGACCCGAUCAUAGAGGACCCGGAGCACAAUGUGUACACCAGGUUUAUGAAGUCUCACCGAUGUUAUGACCUUGUACCGACCAGCUCCAAACUGGUUGUGUUUGAUACAUCACUUCAGGUCAAGAAGGCGUUUUUUGCUCUGGUGUCUAAUGGCGUAAGAGCAGCGCCUCUGUGGGACAGCAAAAAGCAGUGUUUUGUUGGAAUGCUGACCAUCACAGACUUUAUUAAUAUUCUACAUCGCUACUACAAAUCUCCAUUGGUACAGAUAUACGAAUUGGAAGAACACAAAAUUGAAACAUGGAGAGAGUUGUACCUUCAAGACUCAUUUAAGCCGUUGGUUAGCAUAUCUCCCAAUGCUAGUUUGUAUGAUGCAGUAUCAUCUCUGCUGAAGAACAAGAUCCACAGACUGCCGGUAAUCGACCCCCUGACUGGGAACACGCUCUACAUUCUCACUCACAAGAGGAUCCUUAAGUUCCUGAAGCUUUUUAUAUCAGAGAUGCCGAAACCCUCGUUCUUGAGACAAACGCUAGAGGACCUGAACAUUGGGACUUUCAGGAACAUCGCAGUGGUCCGCUCUGACACGCCGCUCUACACGGCGCUCGGUAUUUUUGUUGAGCAGCGAGUGUCGGCGCUCCCCGUUGUUGAUGACAAAGGUCGAGUGGUGGAUAUAUACUCAAAAUUUGAUGUCAUAAACCUGGCAGCAGAGAAGACGUACAACAACCUGGAUUUGACGGUGACCAAAGCGCUGAAGCACCGCUCGCAAUACUUUGAAGGCGUGCUGACCUGCAACCGGCACGAGACCCUGGAGGCCAUCAUCAACCGACUGGUGGAGGCUGAGGUGCACAGGCUGGUGGUGGUGGACGAGCAGGAUGUGGUGAAGGGGAUUGUCUCCCUUUCAGAUAUUCUCCAGGCACUCGUGUUAACUGAUGGAGAAGAGGGCACAGCUUAAAGGAGUCCUGAUCCUGAUGGAAAUGCGACACAGUCUAAAGAGGAGGGUGGAGCAAAGGGAGAAAGAACGGGCAUGUAAGAGUGUCAUAUUGACAGUACAUUGAAGUAUCCUCACCCAUUCCCUGUAAUCCGGCUUCCCAUAGUCACACAUGAAGACAUCUCCCUCCCUGCAGAAAUGUGAAGCCUUAGCGAUGCAGCAAUAUAAAAUUGUAGCAGCACAGACAUACAGAAGCUCUUGUUAAAGUUCCAAGCUACAAGAGACGGAGGCGAGAGGAGCUGCUGCCUCUGAGAUGACCAGGCGUCAUUCCCACUUCUGUGCUUGUUGAUUUACGUGCAGUAGAGAUCGACCAUUGACUAGAUCAGUUUUUUUCCCCUGUAGUGUGAAUUGGAAUCAGAAUCAAAAAUAACUGAUUUACCUGUACUGCCUUUGGUUGGCAACAGUUAGAUUUUUGAUAAGACGGCUGAAAUCUAUAUGCACACAAAGCCGGGGAGUCAUUUUAAACGCUGUGUAACUUUGAUUAACAAUGGAUGCGUUUUGACAUUUGCUUGAAACUCAAACUCGUAUUCUAUGUAUAUAGAAAUGUUGUUUUCCCAGCUUUAGUUGUUAUUCAUCUAGUUUGAUUAUUUUAACGGAGGUGGGGAUUGAUUUCUUAAUCGUUUUUAUUUCUCUUUUUAUACACACAAAGACAAAAUUCAUGCCACUGAGCUCAUUUAUGAAUCUGCGGUUAGUGGACUGUUAAUUGUGCUCUAUCCUGCCGAAAGGCACCAGCUCUGGAUAUUUUUGGAUUUCAUGUUUUGCCAUUUGGUUUGUGCUGUCAAGAAUAACAAAUCUUUAAUGUAUUCCAUAUUUUACUUUUAUUUUACGGUUUGGUUACUCAUAUUGUGUGUUGGCAUCUGUUGCUUUCAACGGUGGAAGAUCUCACCAGCUUCUCCCAUCAUUUAAAAUGUAAGCCAAAUUAACACUUUGGCAUUAUUUGUUUUCUGAUUUAAAAUUUUUGGAGUCUAACAGUCAGUAAUGAACAUAAAGUGCAUUUAUUCAGCAUUUUUUUGUCCGUUGUGUUCAGGAACUUAAUCAAAAUCACCAAAUACCAGCUUUCCAUCCUUUUCUUUUUCCUAAAGAUGGCCCAUGGGAAUGUUUGUUUUGGUAGAUUUCAAAUGGAAGGUGAAGAGCUGUAUGGACAUGCUGUUUUAGUAGUAAUCUGCAUUGAGAUUAUAAGCAAUAAAGUUUCAGUUUGUCUAAAAUGG